This is a messenger RNA of Trichoderma aggressivum f. europaeum, 1569 nucleotides long. RefSeq lists its product as uncharacterized. The record is from RefSeq and is a predicted model, not a curated record. Gene Ontology annotation, molecular function: iron ion binding; monooxygenase activity; heme binding. The transcript has 9 exons. The coding region runs from base 1 to 1569 and encodes 522 amino acids. NCBI's taxonomy places the organism in Eukaryota, Fungi, Ascomycota, Sordariomycetes, Hypocreales, Hypocreaceae.
AUGGCUUUAGUCUCACUGCUUGAUGGGCUUCAAGGCCUACGACAGCUGGGCUCGAACAGUAUCAACUACUGGUACGUUGGGGGUGGCAUUUCUGCUCUAUUCUCAGUCUAUGCUUUUGUUCUUGUUGUCUACCGUCUCUGGUUCCAUCCUCUCGCCAGAUUCCCAGGCCCAAAGCUGUUGGCAGCGACAACAUGGUAUGAGACGAUAAUUGACCUUUUUCACCAUGAUUUCCCUGAGCGGUUGGCAAAAAUACACAAGGAAUAUGGCCCAAUUGUGCGAGUCGCUCCAAACGAGAUACACGUCAACGAUGCCGACUUCUUCCAGAGCGUCUUUGUGGCCGCUGCAAAACACCGAACCGAUAUCAUUCCCCCCCGUGGACUUGGCCAAGAUGAUUCUAUUGGCUCAACGCCAACACACGACAUGCAUCAGAUGCGUAGAAAACCUCUAGACAAAUUCAUGGGCCGACAGAACAUUGUUCGCCUCCAGCACAUCAUUCAUGAAGAAAUCAGGACUCUGGAUCGAAAAAUGGCGGCGUUGAAGGGCACCGGGAAGCGCGUUCGCCUCGAUUGUGUAUUCACUGCUUUUACUGGAGACAUUGUCGGACAAAUCGCCUGUGGUGAAAGUCCAGCGCUUCUGGAAGGUGAAGAUUUUACACCAGAAUGGUACGAUAUGAUCCGAGGAGCUGCGCGCAUUAUUCCCGUUCUGCGUCACUUUCCCCAGGUUGGCGAAAUAACACAAAUAUUGCCCAAUUGGCUUGUUCAAACUCUUGUUCCCCAGUCUGCCGGCUUCAAAGUUUUGCAAUUGCUGGGAGAGAAGCGUAUUGCACGUGUCAGAACCGAAAUAGUGACGGAGCCCAAGGGUGGAUAUGAAGGCGACUCCAUGUUUCACCACCUACUUCGAAGUGAUAUUCCCGAUUCACAAAAAGAAACCGCUCGGUUAAAUGCUGAGGCUGUAUCCUUCCUCGGUGCUGGAACUUACCCUACUGCUGCGACUCUCAUCUUUGUUGCGUAUUACAUUCUGGCAGACUCCAAGAUUGAGGCGCGUCUCCGCAAUGCUCUGAAGGACGUCAUGGCCAAUUUUGAUGAAGAGGUCCCCAACUGGAUCAAGGUGGAACAAGUAGAGUAUCUGGACGCAUGUAUCAAGGAAGGCCUUCGACUGCUGCGUCUGUUCCGGCGAAAAUCCCGCAUCUCAACGGACCUUGACCUCGUAUACGGGGAUUAUGUCAUUCCGAAAGGCACCCCCGUCAGUCUGUCUCCGUACACUAUGCACAUGGAUCCAGAUAUUUUUCCAGAGCCCGAGACUUUCAACCCAGAUCGAUGGUUGACCAAGAAUCCGGAUCCUCGCAUGGAGAGAAAUCUCAAUCCAUUCCUCGGAGGUUCUAGAAAUUGCAUUGGAAUGCAUGUUGCGUGGGCUCAGAUGUAUCUCAUCCUGGGCACACUGUUUCGGCCGAAUAAGAGCUAUCAGCUUGAGUUGGGCGAGACUGACGAGUCAGAUGUCUACCCUGUAGUAGACAACGAAUUUGGAGUUGCGAAGUACGGGUCACGGGGCCUUAAUGCUGUUGUAAACUAG